Cryptosporidium muris RN66 is the source of this 672-nucleotide messenger RNA. RefSeq lists its product as uncharacterized. Gene Ontology annotation, molecular function: protein binding. Gene Ontology annotation, biological process: maturation of SSU-rRNA from tricistronic rRNA transcript (SSU-rRNA, 5.8S rRNA, LSU-rRNA); ribosomal small subunit assembly. The transcript has a single exon. The coding region runs from base 1 to 672 and encodes 223 amino acids. The record is from RefSeq and is a predicted model, not a curated record. Gene Ontology annotation, cellular component: small-subunit processome; Pwp2p-containing subcomplex of 90S preribosome. Lineage: Eukaryota; Apicomplexa; Conoidasida; Eucoccidiorida; Cryptosporidiidae.
AUGAACUCAUAUCAAUUUAGUAAUAUUCUUGGAGCUCCUUAUAGUGGUGGUGAAAUAAUUUUUUCAAAUGAUGGUAAUUGUCUAAUUUCUAGUAUUGGUAGUAGAAUAAAUAUAUAUAAUCUAAUACUACACCGAAGUCAAACAUUAAGUAUUGAAUGUAAUAAUAAAAUAAGAAAUAUUUGUAUGUCACCUGAUGAUUCAAUAAUUAUAUGUGCUGAUAUGGAUAAUUUUAUAAAUAUUAUUAAUUAUUCAAGAGGUAUAUUAUUACAUAAAUUCCGUUGUCCUGGAGAAAUAACUUGUAUUAAAUAUUCACAUAAUGGUAAAUAUAUUGCAGCAUCUAUAGAUCGUGGUUUAUAUAUAUGGGAAUCUCCAGAUAUGAAAAGAGGAUGGCAAGUUAUUUUAAAAAGGCAAUAUAUUGUUCAUUCAGGAUAUAUUAAUUCUAUUGAUUGGAGUAAAGAUGAUUUAUAUAUUGUUACAAGUAGUAAUGAUAUGACUGUAAGAUUAUUUAGUAGAGAAAAUAUGAAAGAUUUUGAUACAUUAGCAUUUGUUGAUCAUCGUUAUCCAGUAAUUUCUGCAUAUUUUACAAAAUCAAUGGAUUCAAUAAUAUCUAUGAGUACUGAAGGUGUAUUUAUAAAAUGGAAAUUUUUAGAUUCAAAAAAAGUGAGAAAAUAA